AUGGCGGACCAUCAGCCACCACCGUCAAUGCCGGCAAAGGCAGCCAGCAUCUCGCACUCAGAGAGACCCGCGAGAGCGACCCGAGCCUACCGAUAUCUGCAACACAUCAUUUCGCCAACCACAAGCGCCACCAGUUCCCCCCGUAGUUCAGCUUCUCGAACUGCUUCAUACGACGGCCUAAGGGGGAUCGCUUGUCUGAUCGUGUUCAACUUUCACUUUCUGUACCCAUACACCCGAACCAUCACACACGGAUUCGCCGUCGACCUCGAAGACCGCAACUGGCGACAUCCGCAUCAAUUGCCCAUCCUCUGCCUCCUCGUUCGCGGUCGAGCCAUGGUCACACUCUUCUUCGCGAUAUCCGGCUAUGUUCUGAGCUAUGCGUUCUUGUCUCAGACUGAGACCCAACUCAUGAAAGGGUUUUCCCGUCUCAGCUCACUGAGCCUCCGCCGAUGGAUGCGUCUAUAUCUUCCCGCUACGAUCAGCAUGGUCUGCGUAUUCUUUGCGACUUUCAUCGGCGCAUUCGAUCAGGGUCGCGAUUUUCAAGAUUCAUCUCCCUGGCUGACAGGACUGUGGGAACAACAUCCCCCUCGCUUCGAGAACUUUGGCAAGCAGAUGAAAGACUUUGCUUCGAUGUGGUGGGACUGGUCCACGCCUUUCCAAUGGAGGCUCUUUUAUAGCGAGUACGAUCCGCAUACGUGGACGAUUCCCGUCGAAUUCAAGGCGUCGAUGGUAUUGUUUGUGAUGCUGCUCGCAUCCGCUGGUCUGAAGCAGCGAUGGCGCACUGGACUCUUCGUCCUCGUCACGGUAUACUGUCUUGUUUCCGCGCGAUGGGACGUUGCGGCCUUUACUGGGGGCGCUCUCGUGGCGGGUAUCCACCUAUGGGAGACGCCGAGAAGCGUUGGCGACGAAGAGAAGGCUGCUCUGCUGCCAACGCAUCGCACGGAACCGGGCUCACCGGCACGAGUGACUCGGAUCAUUUCCGUCGUGUCCAAGACUCUGCUCCUCGUUGCCGCUCUAUACGUCCUCUCGUUCCCGGACGACAGCGCUGAUAAGACUCCCGGUUUUGCGUGGCUCUACAAGAUCACGCCAUCCAUGUACAAGAAAGGUUCUGCGCCACACCCGUACAUGUUCUGGCACAGCUUGGCUGGUUUGUUCGUGAUCUGGUCCGUUCAACGACUAUACUACGUCAACGCGGUCUUCUGCUUAUCCAUACCACAAUACUUUGGCAAGAUAUCCUUCGCAUUCUACUUGGUGCAUGGGCCGCUCCUCCAUUCGGCAGGCUUCGCGCUACAGCCCAAGAUCUUUGCUGCGGUGGGGAGUAGCGUAUCGGCAUGGGUGGGAGCGUUGGUACUUGGGUGGAUGACGAUGCUUGCUUUGUCAGUGAUAGCGGCACAUCUGUUUUGGAAGCUUGUCGAUAUGCCGCUAGUGAGGUUUGCGAAAUGGUUCGAGGCAUUGGCAUCACGGCGCUCUGGGAAACGCCAACCUUGCACCACAGUAGUGAGGUAG
Molecule: messenger RNA, 1506 nt
Organism: Sphaerulina musiva SO2202
Lineage: Eukaryota; Fungi; Ascomycota; Dothideomycetes; Mycosphaerellales; Mycosphaerellaceae
Exons: 3
Coding region: 1-1506 (501 amino acids)
Biological process (GO): polysaccharide biosynthetic process
Cellular component (GO): membrane
Molecular function (GO): acyltransferase activity, transferring groups other than amino-acyl groups
Source: RefSeq, a predicted model, not a curated record